Molecule: messenger RNA, 900 nt
Organism: Folsomia candida
Lineage: Eukaryota; Metazoa; Arthropoda; Collembola; Entomobryomorpha; Isotomidae
Exons: 2
Coding region: 1-900 (299 amino acids)
Source: RefSeq, a predicted model, not a curated record
AUGAGACCAGACUUGGGCGAUUGGUUUCAAGGGUCAAGCUAUCUUGACCUCCAAGCGAUUUGUAGAUACCUCAACAAGGAUGGCUGGAGUGCAGGUCCUCUCAUCAAGAAAGGUUUUCUCAUCCAUGUAGGAAAAAUAUGUGAAGACAUCAAAUUCACGGGGACAGAUGCAGACAAAGUGUUCAAGGUGUGCUCUAGUCUAAUGAAUAGUUUGGUAGUGGAAAUAAUGAACAAUGGUGACAAUGCGACAGCAAAUGACAAAUUUAUCAAUGGGUAUUUUGCCCUUUAUAGACUGCUUUUAGCAUUUAAGAAGGAUUCUCCUGAUCUUGGGUCGUUUGCAGAUGAGCAGAUUCAAAGAGCUUUGAAAGGAAGGGAUUCUUUAAAGAAGGAUAAUUUUGCGAAUUUGGGAGAAUUUUUGAUUUAUUUGAGUUUGUCUGAUAAGUAUGAAUGGAAAGAUGUAAGUGAGCCCUUUAUGAGGGAGUGUGAUGCUAGGAAUGUGUUUUGGUAUGCGAAAGGGAAUAGAAAUAACCCUCCCAAAUGUCCAGAAUUGUUGAACACUGCAACUGGUGACUUUGCACAGAGGGCAAAGAAGGUUUUUGAAGCGACUGUAGUUAGUCGAAGGUUGGUCAUGUUUCAGGUCAGAUUUAUUAGUGUAGCCAAAAAUUUGUGGGAGAGUGGCGUACUGGAAAUUGAGUCUGGGGAUGGUGCCGACUUUGGUCGCUUCGGUCUGGUCCCGGAUUGUGCAAAGGUUAGAUUAAAGGGACUUUACCAGGAUGUCGUUCAAGUAAAUGGGUGGACUGAAUUUUUCGAAUUUGUUGGUAUGGUCAGAAGGAGUGACGUUGAUAGGGGAAGUGAGCUGGUAGAAGCGGUCAAGGUCAGUAAAAGGUUGGGAUAUACCUAA